Tachysurus vachellii is the source of this 4697-nucleotide messenger RNA. RefSeq names its product cadherin-like and PC-esterase domain containing 1 (gene cped1). Lineage: Eukaryota; Metazoa; Chordata; Actinopteri; Siluriformes; Bagridae. The coding region runs from base 527 to 3397 and encodes 956 amino acids. The transcript is spliced from 21 exons. The record is from RefSeq and is a predicted model, not a curated record.
CUCUCUCUCUCUCUCUCUCUCUCUCUCUCUCUAUAACGCAAACCAGGUGAAGAGCUCACUACACCGCGCACUAUACAGCCUUCGGACAAAAACAGAAUCUGAUCCGUGUUUUCUGCUGGAGGAAUAAUCUUUACAGUCGUACAUGGAGAUUUUCUUGAUGACUUUUUACUCCAGGCAGUAACUUUUCCGCCCGUGUGUUUUUGGAGCGCAGUUUUGGAGCAGUCGGUGCUGGAGGCGGUGCUGGAGUUCCUCUACUCCUCUACCCGAUUUUUUAAACCCUUUUCCACCAGCUUGCCCCGCAUAUUCUGUAGUGUAUCCAGAACUCCGUCCGGAUGUGGCCACGUUUUUGAUUGUGCAUCACUGCGCAUUGAUUUUUCAUUUUUUCCUUCUCCAAAAAAGUUUGAAUGCAGAGCUGAAAGUGUAAUGCUGUCUUAUAAUUGCUGUUUGUGUAACCCUUUCGAGCAUCGGCGACCAUUUGGAAGGAUGCAAGAGCGACUGUAACAUCACAUCACAUCCAUGGUACCCUAUGUGUCUGGGCAUCAGGAUGCUGCUGCGCCGGAUCCUGGUGAUCGGGACGCUGAGGCGCACAUGGCGCACGGCCCCCCUUGUGCUCGUGGGGCUCGCCGUGUUUCUUAUUUACCACACAUCUGUGGUGAACCGGACAGGCUUCAGGCCUGGACAAGAGGACCAAAGGAACAAAUCAAGGAUAAGGGACCGUACAGUGCUUCUUAAGCAGUCAAAAGAACUUGUCUCUUUACUGGAAGUGUGGCAUGAUCACAAUGAGAUUUCCUGGUCUAAGAGGAGCUGUGCAGGGAAGGCCAUCAUCUUGACAGGACAGCAUGUUCCCUCGGACACAGAGGUGCAGCUUUAUCACAAAGUUCUCCAGGAACAGGGUUACCAUGUCAUCCACGGACGCUAUGCUGAGACUAGUGCCACUCUUACACACAGUGGUGGAGAUGGUCAGGAAUGGUCACUCUUGAUAUGUCUCAAAGGAACAGAAAAAAGCUGCCUGCGAAAAAUCUACUUUGCUGAUUCUCAGCCCCACCAGAGGGUCAACAUUAUACCAGUGUUUGUUGGAGCUUUCAUGGACAUGGGCGGAGUGUGUCGAUUUCUAAUAGAUGGCCGUUUGUCAGGCAUGCCAUUACCCAUAAUUCCAUCUGCCUGCGCCUUCUCUGGACCAGAACAUGGAGGAUCUCCUUAUCACACUGAACAAAUCUGGAACCAAGUUUCCCAGCCAGGCUCCCGAUCCAGUCAGGGUUCAUUAGCCUUAGUGAAUGUUUAUGUCUUGGUCACAUCAGCCGCGCCCCUCACUGCAUUCCUACAUCGUACAGGCUUGGUCAGGACUCAUCUGGACAAACACAGUUAUAUAACUAAGCUACAGUCGUUCUUUAAAGACAGUCUUGAUCCUUCAGGAGCUCUUCAGGCUUUUGAACUCAUGAAGCAGGUCAUCAGUGAGGUUCUAACAGCUGCUGUUUUUACCACAGAUGACCCCAGCUCUCCACCCAGGUGUUCACUGUGUUUUCAAUUGAUGACCUUUACCCUGCGUUACAAUGCGUCUGCGCGUCCUGUAGUGAUUAAGGUGCAGACUGACCUGCAUUUUGACGGUAUAAAAGACCCAGUCUUUGAUGGCCAGAUCACCAAAGAGUACAUAUUAGAAGAUAUGCUGAAGCUCCUUUUCCCAGCAUGCAGACGUGAGGACAGAUCUCCCGAAAGUACUCAGGAUACGGCACAAAUCAAGUACAUUGAGUGUGAUCAGGCGAGCAGUUUGUGCUUAACGGCAGAUAAAAUAGAGUUGCUUCAUGAGUUUUAUCAGCAGCUCAAGAGAUCUGGCAGCUUUCAUGUGCUCUACCCCAGAUCAUCGCAUUUCUUUGCUAUCCAGCAUGAUAUAUUUCAAAGUUUCUCUGCUGCAGAGGAUUCUGGGAAGGCACCAGGACUCUCAGACCUACUACAACAACUUAGCUUGUCCUACACACAGAGCAUUGACGAUCCAGACAGGCCUGAGAAGUGGGAUUCACUGCCACCAGAAUCAGGGAGGUGUGUUGAACCCCAUCUCCGUCAACUUUAUACCGAUCCUCCUCUGGUUCUAACUCCGCUCUUUAACCCCUGGCUGAAGGAGUACCGAGCUGAGGUACCGUUUGACGUGGUCACUAUCCGGAUCAGACCAGAACCUGUGAGUGCAAAGUGCCACGCUCACCUGGAUGAACAUCGCGGCCCCAGAAUGGCGAACUACCCGCUCGGCCUGGGCAACAGCCGCAUCAACAUUCUGCUGCUGGACGAGUCAGGGGAGGAGUCUGUCGUCAUGACGAUAUACACUCUGCACAUAUUCCGGGAGAGCAGGCCCAGCCUGCCGAUGUUUGACGAGUAUGUGAUGUGCGGCUUCAUACAGGACUGUGGCCUGCUGGUCAGUCCUGAUCAACCCUGUGGCUUGGAACCCGUUUCCGAGCUCAAACCGUCUCAGCCUUGCUCUUCAGGAGAUGAACCAGGGCACUGGGUGGUGCCAUGCCUAAGCUGUUCAGACAACAGGACGUGUGAUUGGCGGGAGGUUGCCUGGCAACCAGACAGCUGUUACCACCCUGUACUGGAGCAGCCACAGCUGCAACGAUGCAUGAUGGACAAGAAGGUCCUGUUCAUCGGGGAUUCUACUAACCGGGGGAUGAUGUACUACCUGAUGGAACGAGUAAACACUACACUGGAGGAUUGGGACAAGGCUCAUGACACUAUUAUCUACCACAAUCUGAACCAGGGCAGAACACUCAUCAGCUACUCCUACUACCCCCAGUUCUGGCUACAGAAGAACCAGAGACCCACCUUCCAACAAGCGCUGGAACAGCUUAUAGAUAGAUCACGACCUCUGGAAAACUCCCCUCAGACAGUGCUGGUUGCUGGAGGGGUCCAGUGGCUCAGUCUGGAGCAUCUGAGGACCAUGCAGCAGGUCCUUGAGAGAGAGAAGUUGCAGAACAUCGUGGUGGUGGUGAAGUCUUUAGGAAUGGGCUUUCACCUGCCGGUGGACGGCAUUCGCUCUCUCUCUCUAAAAGGAGUGCAGGACCUCUACAUCAGGAACAAGAACAUUCUUGAAAGUGCAAAGCGUCUCAGGUACGAAGUGAUCGACACGUUCAGCGUCACCAUGGGCCGCUAUAAGGAGUUUCUUCAGGGCCGCUGUGCCUGCCAUUUCCACGAGGUUGGCAAGCCGUCGCUUCCCACAGUUCCUGUCUACAAAAGGCUGCAGAUAGUGAGCCGUGCUAGAGAGCGUGUGAGUGUGACUAGCACGAGGCCUGAGCUGUCGUCACGACACAGUUCAUCCUACCACGUGAAGGGAGCAGUGAACCAAGUGUACUCUGAGAUCCUGCUCAGCCGAGUGUGCAUGCCUUAUCUCCACAACGGGACCAGUAGCCACUAACAGAGACUUACUGAGCUGUUAGCUGGUGUGAAUAAAGUGUGUGUGUUUUUGGGAGUGUGUUUUCUGUCCUGCCCUAAGAUGUAUAUAAUCGGAUGAAAUGAAGCCUUUAUCUUCAGUGGCUUUAGAGCACAACAGUAAAAUUGAGUGAUGUGAGGGUUUGUUUGUGUGUGUGUAUGCGUGUGUGUGCUUGAGAGAGAGCACAAGCCUACAUGCAUGAGUGUGUGUGUGUGUAUGUGUGCUUUUGGGUUUUCCAAAAUGACUUCAGCAGCUGCACCUAGUUCUAAAAUGUGACACUGGACAAAUCUGACUUUGACACCUUUCCACAAUGUCCCCAAAAUUCCCAGGAUGUUUCUGGAAAGGUUUCAUGGUUUUCCAGAAGUGCCUUUAAUGUCACACGGCAUCGGAUGGUCAUUUUUAUGGAAGCUCGGGUGAAGUUUUGCUGUUAAUCCCCAGCCUCAAACCUUCCAAUCCCUCACAAGUGCUGAGCUCUCUUUAUGCCAAAGGUCUUAUGAAGAUUACAUAUACCUCACAUUUCUAUAGCCCAUAUAUUUUUCUACAGAUGUUUUUUAUUUCCAUGCCUUUAAUGGCCAAUGUAAUAUAAUCAGUGUAAAAUUUUUGCAAAUGCUGUUUUAAUAUAUGUAUAUAUAUAUAUAGGAAAAAGCUGUAUUGUUUCAGGUUACUGAUGAAUAUUUUUACUUUGCCCUGGAAUGCUGGCAUGCCUACCUUAAUUUCCUCACAUUUAAAUUUACACAUUGAGGAACAUUAACUUUACUGGUCUCUAGAGCGAUCUCAAUCAGAUUAUAGUGAUUUAUAAUGCCGUAAAUUAUUACUAUCAAGUAAUACCCAUCUAGUUGCUAUUCUAGGCCAUGAAAGUUAUUUCUAAACGCAGUAAAAAACAUUAAAAGCCUGAUGCUUUGAUGUGUCUGAUGUUUAGUCAAUGCCACACAGCCAGUGCUCUUUUGGUGCACUUAUAUCACACUGUAUAAUGCUAUAGGCUUCAGGUUGUGACUAUUUAUGUUUCAAAAAACUCCAUAUAUGUGCACAAUUCAAAUAUAAUUAAGAUUCUAUUCAAAUUCAAAUAAUUAGAAGCAAGAACACAAUUUUAUACAUUCAAUUUAAGUUAUUUAUGUUUAUUUUUUUUUAUCAGGAUUAUGAAAAUGUUUGUUGCAGUAUUUGGACUCCACACAGUGUUUCUGUUCCCUGUUCCCCUUUGUUAUAUCCCUUUUUUAAAUUAUUAACUUUUUUUUUUGCUCUUUUGUUUGUUUUGCUUUACAGUCGAAAGGUUAUGUGGUUUGUAAAU